Molecule: messenger RNA, 4413 nt
Organism: Ooceraea biroi (clonal raider ant)
Lineage: Eukaryota; Metazoa; Arthropoda; Insecta; Hymenoptera; Formicidae
Product: carbohydrate sulfotransferase 11
Biological process (GO): carbohydrate biosynthetic process
Cellular component (GO): membrane
Molecular function (GO): sulfotransferase activity
Source: RefSeq, a predicted model, not a curated record
AAAUAAAUAAGAAUAAAAGUUAAUUGCGAGAAGAUCGAUUUAAAUUGCCACAAUUGUUGUAAUAUUGCAUUUUCCCCGUACACUCGCCUCGCGUGACUUGCAAAUCUCUCAACAACUUACGCGUGAUGAGGUAAGCCGCAUUCACCCGCAUUGACUCGGAACUAGUUAAUUAUUUAAAUAUCUAAUCACCAAAACGUCGGUUUAAUGCUAUGCGCCAUUGCAUACGUACAUUACCGUUUAUUACCGUUACUUUUAUCUGACUUCUCUCGACUUCUCUCCAUUUUAUAUGCGAUUGGAAUAAAUGAGAUUAGAAUCAGGCAGAGAUUUCUUUUACCAGGGAAAUCCGAUUACAGAGUGGAAUAUGAGCAGUGUCGCAAGAAAUUCACAGGUCGACAUUAUUGAUCGUCGCGGCGAGACCGAAUGCAAUGUACCGGUGGUAUACAUCUGCAUUCCACCCCAUGUAUUUCUAUCGAGCUCUAACUGCGAAAUCAAUGCGGACCUCGGAUUUUUUAACAUUCCUUGCUUUGAGAGAUGAUUAAUUCGCGAUUUUUAACAUUCCUCAAAAUUGCGCUCUUUACGUUCUCGAACUUUAAUGUUCUUAGUCGCGAAUUUUACUAGCUGAAGAGUAAACAACGUAAGAGAUUUAAGAAUUCUUCUUCUUCUUGCUUGGCGCAUAAGACCGGAAGUGAAGUUUAUCUCCCAUUCUGUGCUCGCAAUGUAUAUACAGAAUAAGAACUUUCUCUGGAAAUUUUCUUGCAGGGUUGUAGUAGAGAAUUUAAUUAAAUUAAUUUAAAUUAAAUUACUAUUAAUAAAUUAAAUUAUUGUUAAUCAAAUAUUGUUAUCGGUAAUAUUAACAGGAUCUCGCAGGGGUUGUAGUGGAGAAUUUAACGAUUCAAACGGCCAACUACAGAGGUGAUGCAUCCAGUAGGUACGCCUACUUGCUCUAUGAUGAAUCAGAGAACAGUUUGAAAAUUGCACUUAAGCGCCAGGACUGUAAACGGCAGUACAAUUGCUACUGAUUUGCAUAUACAUGGGAGUGACGCCUUCCUGGACCGACGUGGCACGCAACACGUGCCUAAUUAUUUUCUUGCGGCUUGCCGCGCGGUUUUCCCCACCCUUACCCACUUCUUCCUCAACCUCCCCCAUCCCAUGCACCCGUCAUAUGUAACGAUACGCGAGGGAGAAAUCUCCCGUCAUUUUUCACCUGCGGAAUAUUCAUACGGGCGCCGAUAUCAGAGCACCGCUUCGGCCGAAUCGUUCCGCACGCGGCAAAGUACGAGCACAUAAUAAGCUUGACAUUACACCACACUUAAACAAAAGAAAUGACGUAACAAUUUGACGGAAUACGCUGCGGGCGAGAUUACUUAUCGGCAUCCCUUUCAUGAAUCAACUUGGAAAGCAGCUACUUCCGAAGUUGCUGUAUCGUAAAUGUAUUCAGUUGAAUAAAAUUGGUGAUAUUUGAUUUUUUUAUUCUAUUAGCUCCUAAAUAUUUUAUUACUUAAUGUUUUAAUUAAUUAAUUGUUUGUUUGCAAGAUAUUUAACAUAGAAAAUUAGAAAACUGCAUUGAGCAAAUAGUGCUUCUUAUUUAAUCCUCGCACACAAUUGCCUUAGACAAUCGGCUCUAAAAUCAUACACUUCGUGGCGUCGCGAAUCAAUUAUGCAACGCGAUGCAACGUUGCAAGAACUCGAAGUUAAAGCCGUCAGAAAUAUGUAUUUCAUUUUCCUGGGAUUCCACGCCUGGAAGGCGCGGAACGACGUCCCGUGGAAAUCGAUCGGGGAAUCGGUUUUUAUUUUCAUAGACCUCUCGCAGACGCGCAUCGACGGGGUCGCAUGUGCAUUCAUAAAAAGGUCUAGUGCAGUAACCUUGAAGUUCCUCGUUGAAUGAACAUAAAGGCGUACCUGCGACAAUGACGAUCGUUGUUAAAACGUUUAAUCGUGCACAUACAUUAACACUGGACACAAAUGCCCCGUCAUACAAUCUAUAAAACAUCAACCAACCAACUAGAUUUAAUUCUAAUUCUUCCGUAGCUUCGAAAUUGAUUAUUUUGCGGUGAUGUGUCACCACUUGACUCCGUUCGACUCUAUUAGAACUGUUGAGUUUGUGACAGGAUGUAACAGUCAACUAUAAAUACUUUCGGAAAGCUGCCAUUUUUCAGCCACUUCUUACAAAACUUGGAGAAAGUAUUAAAGAAAGAUGAAAUUUUUAUUUGGCACCAAUCGAAAAAUUUACACUUUUUUAUGUCAGCAUGGUGCGAUCCAAUUAGUAUUUAAUCGUCAAGUCUCUGUUGAACGAUUGAGUACCAUUUAAAAACUACUGAGAUAACGGAAUUAGUAUGCAAAGAGUGUUCUGGGCUUCCUCAGACCAACACGAUGUUCCCCACUCAAAGAGUUCAGGAGUGGAUACAAUUAUUGACACUGGAACGAUUUACUCAUUCUUGCUUGUUUUUAUAAACCAAAUAUAACCAUCGAAAUAAAUUAAAGUAAAGAAAAAGAAAAAGAAAAAUUAAUAAGACCGAUAGAAAUAUCUGAGACAUAAAAAUUUAAUGUCGCAUUUGUAUAGCAAUAUUUUAUUACAGUUAUCACGCGGUAUCAAUGAUACUCAGGGCUGGCGACAUUUCGGAUCCAUCACUGUCGCAACCGGUGCAUGAAACCGGUCAGUCGAUAUCUUGGCAGAAGGUAGAGAGAAUGUUUGUCUUGUGGACUUUAGAAAAUUCCGUUAACGAUCGUGAUAUUAUUAAGCGAAAAUACGCGAAGUGAGGUAUAUUUACGAAUUUAUAAACACGAAUCAAAUCCUGUUGUUUCCAUUAUGUUGCGACAGAGAAAACGUACACUUUUCCGAAUAUUUGAGAUCGUUGUCUAUGUCGGAAUUCUUCUCUUGACUCUAAGAUUGUCUCUCGCUAUUAUCGGAGAUGAGAGUAAACCUCUUCCCAAUGCCGAUGAUUUAAGGCAAUUAAUGAUCGAUGCAGAGGCGGACAAUACACGGCGAUCUUUAAACAUUGAAAGAGUAUGUAAAAAAUAUAAUUUAGGUUUUUAUCGAAAACUCGCCGAAGACUCGUUGUUCAAGCAUCCACCUGCACCGCAGUAUGCAGUCUUCUACAUGAACAGGUUCGUAAACGUCACACUUGGGUCAACAAUUGACAAGAGAGCCAAUGAAAUACUCUUAUCAAUAAGAUAUCAAUUUUUGCGCAGGCCGUACAACAUAUCGUAUUGUCCGAUAUACAAAGCAGCCACCACGACUUGGCUCUAUAAUCUCUGUUUAUUAAUGCAUGUAUCUGAAGAGAUGCUAAAUAACGGCAAAGAACAAUUAUCAACUAUUGCCAGAAGAGUUAUACCGGAACUUGGGUAUCCUGAGGCCGAUCGAGUUCUAAACAUGAGUAGAAAAUUGUUGGUCGUGAGACAUCCGUUCGAAAGACUGCUAAGCGCUUACCGUGACAAAUUGGAAAACUCCGUGGCCGGACGGGAACACGGAACGCUUCAUUUUUAUAAAAAGUACGGGGCCAAGAUCGUUCAGAAAUAUCGCAAGAAAGAUUUCACAAAACCGCGACAGGAUCAGGUGAUUCGGCGCGAGGGUGUCCCACCACCGGCCGGUGUGGAGCCAACUUUUCGAGAAUUUGUCGAUUACAUGAUCGAUACUGAUCUCGCUAGUUACGGCGACGAUCAUUGGAUGCCGUAUUAUCUCUUUUGCACGCCAUGCCUCGUCAAGUACGACAUCAUCGCAAAGGUAGAAUCGAUGUGGCGAGAUCAAGUGUACGCGAUCAACAAGUUGGGAUUACAAGACAAGAUCAAGCCUAGGUGGAGACAUAGUAAUGGUUACACAAAUGUCUCCAAAGUAUACUUCAGUCAAUUGGACAGAGCAACAGUGCAGAAAUUAUACGAGAAACUCAAGCUGGAUUUCGAACUUUUUAAUUACACGCCUGAUACUUAUUACGAAUAUGCUACGUCUACCGACUAAUUAAUUAAUCAAUCAAGUAUGACGAUAAUUAUUUUAUGUAAGAUCGUAUCAAAAAACUUUCUCAGGCACAAUUUUAUGAUAACGCAACAUGUGUGACAAAUGCAAAGUACCUAAUGUUUAUCGAUGCUUUAUAUUGGCGUUCGAAACAUGAGCAAUGAAAUUAAGAAAGAAAAAAGAAAAAGACACGUUAAGCCAGUACACGUGCACACGUAAUCCUGAUAAUUGAUGGAGCUUAAAUCGCGUUACGUCACGCGACGAACUUUUGUCGACGAAAAUCGAUCGACCUACUUCUCACCAUACCUAAUGUAUCGGACGGACGGUUUGUCCUAAAGUCAAGGGUCCGAAUAGACACGUUAAUCGCCACUUGAAUCGAAAACCCGAAGCAGGGCAUUACCCUGUCACGCGGCAGAAAUGCUGAAUGUUCUUGCACGAAUGGGAACGAAUCUCUUACGAGUAACACA